Molecule: messenger RNA, 4609 nt
Organism: Abrus precatorius (Indian licorice)
Lineage: Eukaryota; Viridiplantae; Streptophyta; Magnoliopsida; Fabales; Fabaceae
Product: COP1-interacting protein 7-like
Exons: 12
Coding region: 948-4343 (1131 amino acids)
Source: RefSeq, a predicted model, not a curated record
GUUGGAGUUGGCAUCCAAAGAGGAAGAACAACAAUCUUUGGAUACCUUCUCUCUGUCAAACUUUCUCUCUGUGACUCUCUUUUUUACUUGUUCUGAGUCCUGAAGCUAAAGAUUCCCUUUUUAUAUUGAAAAACUUGUUCUUUUUUCACUGAACCCCUUUUCCGACUGUGAUUGAUUCUUUUGACAUCCUUUGUGAUUUGAAAUCUGGUCUUCGGAGAGAACCCAGUUGCUAGAUUAUUAGUCUCAGUUUCUGUGGUUAGCUUUGUUUUGGAGAAAAAUUAUGAACGCUUCAACAAGGUUGGAUGCAGCUGUGUUUCAGCUCACACCCACUCGGACAAGGUUUGACUUGGUUUUAACUGUGAAUGGAAAGAAGGAGAAGAUUGCCUCAGGCAUACUCAACCCAUUUCUUUCGCACUUGAAGGCUGCUCAGGAUCAGAUGGCCAAGGGUGGAUAUUCAAUUGUUCUUGAACCCGAGGGUGGCAGUGACAUCUCAUGGUUUACCAAGGGGACUGUUGAAAGGUUUGUUCGUUUUGUGAGCACUCCUGAGAUAUUGGAACGUGUGUACACUUUAGAAUCUGAAAUAUUACAAAUCGAAGAGGCAAUUGCAAUUCAAGGAAAUAAUUCUUUAGGGAUUAGCACUAAGAAAAUCAAGUAAAACAUGUUGAAAGCGCUGAAGGUAGGAAGACUCAGCAGGAUGCUAAUGAGGAGAGAGCAAUUGUACUCUACAAGCCUGAUGCACAGCCAUCUCAAGCAAAUGGAAGCACCAUGUCAGAAGGAAACUCAAAGUAAAUUCUAUUAUUAUUGUUAUAAAUUUUCAUCAAAACUCAGUUGGAUUGAGCUGCUCGUACAUAAACAUGAUAUGAUGAAUAAGCUGCUCUUUUCACAAUCUCUUAUUUAUUCAUUGGGUUUCCUUGCACUAUGUUAAACAAAUUGUUAACACAUGUUUUAUGUUCACUUCUACUGCAUAUUGUAUUAGAGUUCAUCUUCUGAAAGUCCUAGAGACACGUAAAUCAGUGCUGCAGAAAGAGCAAGGCAUGGCAUUUGCACGUGCUGUUGCGGCUGGUUUUGACAUUGACUAUAUACCAGCUUUGGUGUCAUUUGCUGAGUGCUUUGGAGCUUCACGGUUGAUGGAUGCAUGCACAAAAUUCAGGGAUCUUUGGAGAAGAAAACAUGAAACUGGACAAUGGCUUGAAAUUGAAGCUGCUGAAAUGAUGUCCAAUCGCUCAGACUCCUCUGCAUUAAAUGGUUCUGGAAUUAUACUUCCCAAUAUGGCCUCUGCAUCCCAUACUGAUGUGGACUCUGAAAGUAAUGGGAAAACAAGUUCAGAUGUGCAGCCAAUGGACCGGCAACCAUCUAUAGGCAACCAAGAGAAUAUUCAGGGUCAAUUUCCACAUCAUAUGUUCCCUCCGUGGCCGGUUCAUUCUCCCCCAGGCACUGUACCAGUCUUUCAGCCAUAUCCAGUGCAAGGCAUACCCUAUUAUCAAGCAUAUCCAGGAAACGGUCCUUUUAUGCAGCCAAAUUAUCCACCUAUGGAUGACCCAAGGUUAAUUGCUGGCCAAAAUAUGGGGCGCAGAAGGCAUUCCAUGGAUAGUAGAAUCAGCAAUACUGAAUCAGAAAUAUGGGAUGUAGAAGCUUCAAAAUCAAGGUCACAGGAUGAAGUGGAUAUGGAGAGGGAAGGUUCACAGAUUGGAGAGCGACGGAAGAAGGCUAACCGGUCAGGUAGACAGAAAUCUGGCAUGGUGGUCAUUCGGAACAUCAAUUACAUAACAAAGGCAGAAAACUCUUCUGGCAGUGGAUCAUAUUCAGAUUCUGCCUCUGAAACUGCGGACGAUAUAGAUAAUCAAGAAUCUGUGAAGAACUCAAAAAGAAGGGGAAGCACAAAAGAAUCUUUGAAGAAGUUGGAUUCAUCUGAUAAGGAAGAAACAGCCCAUGACAAGGAUGCAGAUGGAGGUCACUGGCAAGCAUUCCAAAAUUGUUUACUGAGAGAUGUUGAUGAAGAUAGACAUGCCAUUGACCAAGACCAAUUUGAUCAGGAAAAGGUGAAUGGCAUGAGAAGAAGAAAACAUGUCAAUGAUCCUUUAGUUUUUAACAAGCGGGAAUUGCAUGAAGCUCAAGGAAGUUCUAUAGAUGUUCAUAGCAUGAGCAAAGGGUUGAUUCCAAUGCCUAAGACAUCGAAUGAUGAUUUGUUAUCUGCAAGAACUGGACAAUCUGGUGAUGGCUGGUCUGUAGAUGAUGUACAAUCUUUAGAAGUAAAUGGAAGAAGGGGUGGUUAUAGGAGGGCUGCCAGUGAUGAUUUUAUCAUUCCCAAACAAGAAAGUCAGUUUGGUAAUUCUUAUCCUUCCUCAGAUAUGGAAACUGCUAGUGGACUAGGUUAUUCAAACAACAACCUAGAAAGGAAGUUGUUUCAUGAUAUGAAUGAUGAUUCCUACAUAUUGGAGUAUAGAUCAAUCCAAGUCAAUGAUGCAGGAAAUGUUGAGAGAAAAGCUAUUGACAUAGACUCAGAGAUCUCAAUGGUGCAUCAAAAGGAAGAAAAAUCUGCUGAUCAGAUGAAUCGUAUCAAUUAUGAGCCAGAUGAAUUAAGCAUGUUACCUGAACGAGGAGCUGAAAGGGGGUCCAUCAGUUAUGACCCUGCUUUAGACUAUGAAAUGGAGGCCCAGGGUGGUGGUGCUUUACAAAAUAAGAACAAAGAGGCAUUGGCUGACACCAAACCAGGAUCUAAGAGGUUGGAUAAGGAGGCAAAAUCAAAACAUACACCAAAUAGUUCUGAUAAAAGAAAGAGUGGUGGACCAAUCAGGAAAGGGAAGACUUCUAAACUUAGUCCUUUGGAUGAAGCACGGGCACGUGCUGAGCAAUUAAGAAACUACAAAGCUGAUCUCCAGAAAAUGAAGAAAGAGAAGGAACAAGAAGAGAUAAAACGCCUAGAAACUUUGAAGAUGGAGAGGCAAAAGAGGAUUGCUGCCAAGAGUAGCUCAACCACUACACAAUCACCAUUACAGCUAACCAAGAAACAAUUUCCAACAAAAUCUUCACCAAGCUCUCAUAAAGCAUCAAAAUUUAGUGAUUCAGAGUCAGGAGCCUCCUCACCCCUUCAAAGAUUCCCCAUCAGAACUGCUUCUGUUGGAUCUAAUGAUUCUUUGAAAACCUCAAAAGCCAGCAGAUUGAAUUCUAGAAGCCACUUGGAUGAUAACAAAUUAAGCCGGUCAGUGUCUUCUUUGCCUGAAUCUAAGCUUAGAAGAUUGUCAGAACCCAAAAUAAGUACCAUUCGUCAGACUUCCUCAGUUAAACCACAUGGACCUGGAAUUGUAACAAAGACUAAAGCAGCUGAAGGACCUGAGAGCAAAAAAAUUUCUGCUAUUGUGAGUCAUGAUAGAAGCAAGACAGCAGCCCUCCCAGAACUGAAAAUCAGAACAUCCAAAGCAAAUGACGUUGCUCAGAACAGAUCAUCAGUCAAAGAGAAGACACGUAAGUUGAAUGAUGACAAGUCUUCUAUGAAUUCAGAAGGUACCAUGCCUAAUAAAAAUGAAAUGGGUACUUCAUCCAAUGAUGAUGGAGAUGACAAUCCUGUGGUUGAGAAGACUGUUGUGAUGCUUGAGUGUGAGAAACCUCAUGCCCCCCCUACUCAUAAGUCAGAAGAAAAAUUUGGGUUAGCAAAAAAGGAAUUUGAUAAUGAUAAAGUGACAGAAAAAACACAGAGAUCAUCUGAUUAUGCUGCUAUUCGAGCUCCUGUUUCACCAUUAAGUGUGGAUAUAAUAGAUAAAGAAACCUCAGAGAGCCAACCACACCUUCAACUCACUUCUGCUGAGGUCAAAAUGGAUAAUACAGAGAAGGAACCUUCAAAACUGUCCAGCCUUUGUGUUGCUGGGGAAAUAUAUCAUGCCCCGUUUGCUCGAGUUUCUUCUAUGGAAGAUCCUAGUACAAGAAAUAGUGAAUACGGUAAAGCGGCCCCCUCAAGUUUAGAGACUGCAGCAAUUGGUAUGGAGACUGUUAAAGCACAUGUGUCCGACAUCAGGAACUCAGCACUUGAGAAGAUUCCUGAGGCAAUUGAGAAGCCUCAGGUAAAGGAAUCAUCCAAAGGGUUCCGACGACUGCUGAAGUUUGGAAAAAAGAGUCAUAGCUCAGCUGCUGAACGCAACAUGGAAUCAGAUAAUGCCAGCAUUGAUGGUUCUGAAGUAGAUGAGGUUGGAACUAAUGGUUCCUCCGACGAAGUUCAUACCUUAAAGAAUUUGAUCUCUCAAGAUGAAAGUCCCUCUGCCAGCACAACUCAACAAAAGUCUUCUCGCUCUUUCUCUUUGUUAUCACCAUUUCGAAGCAAGAGUAGUGAAAAAAAGAUAAUGAUGUCUUGAUAGAGUGUUUGGUGUUAUUGGUAAUAUUGAUGCAGUGACAAGCUAGAUCCUUUACUUGAUUCUUUUCAUUUUUUUUAGUGUCAUGAGUUAUUGUCUAGCUGAAAAAGAUGACUGAGUAAUGUAUUGCUAUGCAAUUGGUCCUUUUGUAUAUUUAUGUUUCAUUGUGCAUAUGCUCAAGUUACUUGUAUAUUUUACUCUUUUAUCUGAUUUCAUUUCACUUCAUAUAUCUCUGGGUUAAGGAGGAUGUUUUCUCCUGCAUUCCCUUG